Chenopodium quinoa (quinoa) is the source of this 660-nucleotide messenger RNA. RefSeq lists its product as uncharacterized. Gene Ontology annotation, cellular component: cytosolic large ribosomal subunit; ribosome. Gene Ontology annotation, biological process: maturation of LSU-rRNA from tricistronic rRNA transcript (SSU-rRNA, 5.8S rRNA, LSU-rRNA); translation. NCBI's taxonomy places the organism in Eukaryota, Viridiplantae, Streptophyta, Magnoliopsida, Caryophyllales, Amaranthaceae. Gene Ontology annotation, molecular function: structural constituent of ribosome; mRNA binding. The coding region runs from base 1 to 555 and encodes 184 amino acids. The record is from RefSeq and is a predicted model, not a curated record. The transcript has 3 exons.
AUGUAUGAGGAAUUUAAUGCUCUUACUAACCAGCACACUUGGAAUCUUAUUCCAAGAUCAAAAGGGGUCAAUAUAUUUCGUUGUAUGUGGUUAUUUAAGCACAAAUACAGUGAAAAUUGUAAAUUGGAGCAACACAAAGCAAGACUUGUUGUGAAUGGCAAGUCUCAACAGGUUGGUGUGGAUUGUGAUGAAACUUUUAGUCCCGUGGUCAAACUGGCGACUAUUCGUACUGUGUUGAGUAUUGCUAUGGCAAGAAUUAAACCACAUGAGAUGAGGCAAAAGCCUAAGGCUGAGUUGCUGUAUCAGCUUAAGAAUCUCAAGCUCGCUCUUCUCCGUGUUGCUAAGGUUACCAGCGGUGCUCCUAACAAGCUCUCAAAAAUUAAGGUGGUGAGAUUAGGGAUUGUGCAAGUAUUGACAGUAAUGUCACAGAAGAAGAAGUUGACAUUGAGGGAAGCUUACAAGAAGAAGUUUCUGCCACCUGAUCUUCAUCCUAGAAAUAGAAAGAAGAGAGAGAUAGAACAAAGAGAGGAGAGAGAAGGAAGAGGAGAGAGAUAAUGGAGGUAACUCUAAAUUUUUCAAAGGGGAAAAAACGGGGAGGGACGGGUUCAAAAGUCACGUGCCUUGCAUGUGGGGAGGGUCAACGCCAGAGUUUAGAGUCAA